AUGUGGGGACGUGUGCCCUCCCAUGUGGACGCUGCCCAGACCUGUGUCCUUGGGGAACCCGUGCUCUUGAGUCACAGCUCUGUUCUCAGGACUUCUGGGGACAUGGAUUGUGCCACCAUCACUCCUCAGGUGGCCAGGCUGGAAGAAAGAGUUUUCGCAGCAGGAAUCAUUCGACAAGUAUUUAUUGAGCACUUAGGCAGACUCACCCAGAGGGAGUCCAUGGCCUUCGCUGGCCCCCAGACCACUCGCUGCACAGGGGCCAGUGAUAGUGGGGAGAGAAGCCUGGACAGAUCCUCCCUCAGGGCCCGCUUCACUCUGGACUCCUCCGGCGAAGACCUGAAGGUGAGUGGGAAACCAAGGCCCGGGGAGCAGGAUGCCCAGAGCGGGCGUGAAAUCCACGUGCUGUUCCUGAGCUGGCCUCACCCCCAGAACCCGGUCAAAAACAACACACCCGCGGGCCUAUGCAAGGUGCAGGAGCAGGGAAUCAGCUCUGCCCUCAAAACCAAAAUCGUGCUGACGAGUGGGCACGGCCCUUGCAGGCAGGCCCUGCAGAGGUCCUAUCGGGCACACUAA
Messenger RNA from Rangifer tarandus platyrhynchus (Svalbard reindeer), 573 nucleotides. The record is from the annotation of a GenBank genome assembly. NCBI's taxonomy places the organism in Eukaryota, Metazoa, Chordata, Mammalia, Artiodactyla, Cervidae.